UCACCUCUGCUGAAGCCACGGCCCCCACCCUGCCCUUCCUUACCAUCGGAGUCUGUGAGCCCCCACCAGAGCACCCAGCCCCUCUGCCGGACGACGGAGAAGCCGCCAAAGCCAAGGAGCAGCAGCAAAGCGAGGAGCUGCUGAAACAGACGGCAGCCGAGAGGCGGAAGAUCGUCUGGGAGUGGCAGGAGCUGCGAGGGUUUCUGGAGGAGCAGGAGCAGCGGCUGCUGGCCCGGCUGGAAGAGCUCGAGAGAGCCAUUGCCCAGAGAAGGGAUGAGGGCGUCUGCAGCCUGUCCUGGGAGAUUUCCCUGCUCAGUGAGAGGGGAGAAGAGAAGGGGCAGCAGCCGCUGAGCCAGUCCCUGCAGGGUGCCGGGAGCUGUGGGGGCAGCAGGGAGGAUGGGACGUUUCAGAAGCCAGAGCUGGGGUUUUUGGAGCUGGAGAAGAGACUCAGCGAUUUCUUUCUGAAAAGUGCCAUGCUCCAGGAGGUGCUGCUGGGAUUCAAAGAGACGCUGCGACUGGAGCUGGGGAGCGACACAGGCUGCAGAAUAACAUCCCCGGGUCCCUCCAGAUCCUCCUGGGGAAGGGAAAUGGAUGCAGCAGAGCUGUCUCAGAGGCCGGUGACCUUCGAGGCGGUGGCUGUGUAUUUCACCAGGGAAGAGUGGGCUCUGCUGGACCCCCGUCAAAAAGCCCUCUACAGAGACGUCAUGCAGGAGAACUAUGAGAAUGUGACCUCGCUGGGUAAGGAUUCCCAUCCUCUCGGUUACUAGAAGGGGAAAUGCAGCGUUAAGGUUCAUGUCACCCCCGCAAUGCCAUGUUCAUUCUGCCCUGAUUCAACAACACCGCAACAAGCCAGUGACACACACACCAGCACUCUACCCUGCUCAUUACCGAGCGCUCUGGGAACAGAGCAGUACAGCACAAAGUCUAACAUCUUCUCUUUGCUCAGGCAAAACUUGGGUUUAGGUCCGGCAUAGCAAACAGAAGCUUCCGACUCCUGGCCGGCCCUCAGAUGGAGCCUACGCCACACGAACCAUCACAGACUUCCAAAAUAUCACCAUGUCUUUGCCCCUGAGGGUU
Messenger RNA from Chrysemys picta bellii (western painted turtle), 1077 nucleotides. The record is from RefSeq and is a predicted model, not a curated record. NCBI's taxonomy places the organism in Eukaryota, Metazoa, Chordata, Testudines, Emydidae.